UGGGCGAUUGGUAUGCAGUUGUCGGUAAAAACAAAGUCAGGCAGAAUGGCAUAUAAAUUGCAUUUAGUUUUGUUCCUUUUCGUUUUAACCGUUUUCAAAUCAAAUUGUAAAGAGUUGGGAUGUGACAGACCACCAAAAUAUUACAUACCCAAUGCGAAGAUUGACUGGGUAGGAGCGGCAGAGUACUGCAACCGUUUGAACAUGCGGCUAGCCAUCGUCGACAGUGAAGCGAAACACAACACUAUCGUGGAACUGAUAAAACAGUCCGUGGCAAACAACGCAAAUAGGACCAGUGUUUGGAUCGGCGCAAACGAUAUCUCCGAGGAAGGCACAUUCGUUUGGCAUAGUACGGGUCUUAAAGUGGACUAUACGAAUUGGUCCGUGGGCAAUCCGAACAACUAUGGCAAGGAAGAUUGUGCGGAGAUCGCAUUUCAAAGCUACACGAAUUGGACUUGGACCUGGAACGAUCACAAAUGCCACACACUUCUUAACUUUAUUUGUGAAUUUCGAUAAAUGCUCAAUCUUCUUGAUGGAAACAUGAUUUGCUUGAAGUUUGUGAUGGAAAACUAGCGAAAUCUGCCUUUAUCACUUUUUUGUCAUGCGAAGUAAGGCAAGGUACAGUUAACUAGCUUUCUUUACAACAAACUUCAGGAGAUGAAGAUCGGAAAUAACGCAUAGAAUAAGUUUAGUUGCAUUUUACAAUAUUGAACUAAAGCAUCAUUAGCAUUUACAUUCACAAUACACAAGAUAUUAAUGCGAAGUCAAAGUCAAAAGUUCAUUUAAGUAAGUAAUAUUUCGCUCCAAAAAGCAAUAAUAUGCAGCGUAAAUACAAAUUAUUACAAUCUCGUGAUUAUAGAAGGUUAAAAAAGCGGAAUACGGAGAUAAAAAAGCAAAAUAAUAAUGUUUAUUUUCUCGAUAGGAGAACUCGCGUUAGUUUUACAAUAAAGAAUUAUUAUUCUUCU
Molecule: messenger RNA, 962 nt
Organism: Armigeres subalbatus
Lineage: Eukaryota; Metazoa; Arthropoda; Insecta; Diptera; Culicidae
Product: lectin-like
Exons: 2
Coding region: 13-513 (166 amino acids)
Molecular function (GO): signaling receptor activity
Source: RefSeq, a predicted model, not a curated record